UUGAAAAUGGCAGCAACAACAAUUGUGUAUAGAAAGAUAAUUAAGCCUUCCUCUCCCACUCCUUCUUCAUUUAGACAUCUCAAUCUCACUUUGAUGGAUUACACAAAUAUUCCUCACUAUAUCCCAAUUGCCUCCUUUUACUCUAUACCUAAAAAUUGUGACAUAAAUCAAAUAUCACACAUUCUUGAAAAAUCUCUUUCAAAAGUAUUAUCUUCUUAUUAUCCCUUCGCAGGACAAUUCAAGGACAAUAAUAGCUAUGUCGAUUGCAACGACAUAGGUGUUGAGUAUUUACAUGUCCGAAUCAGUUGUCCAAUGUCUGAAAUUCUCAACCACCCUAAUAAUGAUGUUGUAGAUGUAGUCUUCCCAAAAGAUUUGCCUUGGGGUAGUACCUUGAACCGAAGUCCACUAGUGGUUCAAUUAAGCCAUUUCGAUUGUGGUGGAAUAGCAGUCAGUGCAUGUCUGUCACACAAGAUUGCUGAUGGAUAUAGUUUCUCAAGAUUCCUUAAUGAUUGGGCUGAUAUAGCUCGACAGGUGGAUUUCAAACCAUCUCCUCAGUUUAAUGCAUCUUCUUUCUUUCCACUAAUGGAUGAUGCUCCAGUUAUACCUAAUGGUGUGCCUGAACCACAACGACAUGUGUCAAGAAUGUACAAUUUCUCAUCCUCUAGUUUGCGAAGAUUAAAGAAUGUCGUUGCAACAAAUUCAGGAGUGCAGAAUCCAACUCGUAUUGAAGUAGCCACUGCACUUCUCCAUAAAUGUGGAGUUGCUGUGUCAAUGGAGAAAUCGGGCGUGUUCAAACCAACUCUAUUGAGCCAUGUAAUGAAUAUACGCCCACCAAUUCCACUCAACACAAUGGGAAAUGCUUUUUGUCUCUUUGGUUCAAUAACAAUGACAGAAGAUAAGAUAACACUACCCAAUUAUGUUGCUGAACUACAAAAGGCGAAACAACACCUUCGAGAUGAGUUGAAAGAUAAGGGUACAAAUCAGCUAGCCACACAUGCACUUGAAAUACUUAAACAGGGUGUAGACAUAAUGAAGCAAGGUAUAUUUGAUGCUUAUUCUUGCACCAGCUUUUGCAAUUUUGGUUUAUAUACGAUCGAUUUUGGAUGGGGUAGGCCCGUAAGGGUGACCCUAGCGAGAAAUUCAAUGAAGAACCACUUCCUAUUUUUGGAUGACCCAAGUGGAGACGGGAUUAAUGUAAUAGUCACUUUGACUAAAACUGAUAUGUUAAUAUUUCAGAGUAACAAAGAGCUCCUAGAGUUCGCUACUCCAGCUGUUCAAUCAAUUAAAUAA
This is a messenger RNA of Capsicum annuum, 1290 nucleotides long. RefSeq names its product acylsugar acyltransferase 3-like. The record is from RefSeq and is a predicted model, not a curated record. NCBI's taxonomy places the organism in Eukaryota, Viridiplantae, Streptophyta, Magnoliopsida, Solanales, Solanaceae. The transcript has a single exon. Bases 7 to 1290 code for a protein of 427 amino acids.